Chlorella variabilis is the source of this 543-nucleotide messenger RNA. RefSeq lists its product as hypothetical. The transcript has a single exon. Lineage: Eukaryota; Viridiplantae; Chlorophyta; Trebouxiophyceae; Chlorellales; Chlorellaceae. The record is from RefSeq and is a predicted model, not a curated record. Gene Ontology annotation, molecular function: protein binding. The coding region runs from base 1 to 543 and encodes 180 amino acids.
AUGCUGGGCUCUGUGCCCACCCAGCUGGUGGCGACUGCAGGCGCCGACGCCACGGUGCGCCUGUGGUGCAGCACCACAGGCCGCCAGCUGCAGCUCCUUACCGGGCACGGCGACAGGGUCUGCCGCCUGUGCUGGAGCCCCUGCGGAUCCCUGCUGGCCAGCACCUCGCUGGAUGGGGCAACCCGCGUCUGGAGUAUGGGCGCUGCUGCCGCCAGCAGCUUGCCGGCAAGCCUGCUGGAGCCGGGCCCAGUGUUUGGCGAAGGUGGUGAUGACGGGCGCGUGAGCUGCCUUGCCUUCAGCCCCGAUGGCGGCCAGCUCGCCACGGGGGCCAGCAGCGGGCAGGUGCGGCUGUGGAGCACAGGCGGUGAGGGCAGUUGCCUGCGGGAGCUCAGCAGGCACGGCGGCCUCGUCUCCUCUGUCUGCUUCUCACCCUGCAGCAGCCUGCUGGCAUCGGCCUCGGGUGAGGUGCUGAAGCGGAGCCGCCAUUCCCUGACUGUCUGGUUUCCCUUCACGUGUGUGUGCCUGGCUGGCUUCCUCCCCUAG